This is a messenger RNA of Cryptomeria japonica (Japanese cedar), 1693 nucleotides long. Its product is annotated as auxin-responsive protein SAUR72. The record is from RefSeq and is a predicted model, not a curated record. The transcript has a single exon. Bases 54 to 539 code for a protein of 161 amino acids. Lineage: Eukaryota; Viridiplantae; Streptophyta; Pinopsida; Cupressales; Cupressaceae. Gene Ontology annotation, biological process: response to auxin.
CUUUCCCUAGGCUUGUAAACCAACUCUUAUUGCCUUUGUUUUUGAAUUGUGCAAUGGCAAGAAGCAAGGCAAAUCCCCAAGUCCUGCUUCCAAGGCAUAUUAUCAGAGCUCUCUGUAAGUUUGCUGAUGCCCAUAAGGCAGUUGGGUCUGCUCUUUCUCCAAAGAGCUUGAGAUAUUUCAGUUUUAAAGAUGAGAUCAUGGGCAGAUCAUGUGGUGCCCUCCCAACAGAUGUUCCCAAGGGGCACUCUGCAGUUUAUGUGGGUAGUGAACGCACUAGGUUUAUCAUACCCACUGAGUAUCUCAAUCAUUCUCUGUUGCGGGCAUUGCUAGACAAGGCUGAGGAAGAGUAUGGCUUUGAUCAUCAAAUGGGACUCAUCAUUCCCUGUGAGGAAGUUGCUUUCCAGCAUCUGACUUCCAUGUUGAGGAAAAAUGAUCCAGCACUCAAAAACAUGAAGCUGGAUGAAUUCAUUGAUUUUCCUUCCCAAAGAUACAGACCGGGUGUGAUAGAAGUGGCAAAGCAUGAAUGUUAUGUGGCUUAGAUGUUAUAUCUCAGGAUUAUGUAUGGUUAAAGACGUUAAGUUUCCACAGACCAUUUUAAUGAGUAUUGAAAAUUUGUAAAUUUGAUUGAUGUAUUAUUUUUAUCUGGAAACUUUCAAUACUCAUUAUGUGUGCUGCCAAAGUGGCUUGAGACUUGCAGACUGCAACUGGAAUGGAACUCUGCCUGGCUGAUGGAAACUCCAUCAAUCACAACCAUCAUCAAGGCAUCUCUUGCAAGGAAGAGGUUAAAUGGUCUGGGGAGAGGACCCACAUAAAGAGCUGGUCUGCACUAGCAAUCUGAGAAAAUUUGAAGUUAAUUUUUUUAUGAGAGAAGAAUUGUUGUAAACAAGAGAUCUCUUUAUCUUAAUCAGUGUAAAGUGAGCACUGAAAUUUGUGUCUUAUUGUUGUUUUUGAAUUCAAUUGUACAUAUUUUUUUGCAUCAAUAUUUUGAAUCACACUCUGUGAUCCAUCCUCAAAAUGCUAGAAAGCUCGAAAUGAAAUCUGCUUCCAAAAUAUGGAGAGAAAAAAUUAUCUUAUUCCCAUCCAUAUCAUCAGUUGGGAAUUUCGUGGGAAUGAAGAGAUCUUUGUUCCAUAUCAUCAGUUGGGAAUUUCGUGGGAAUGAAGAGAUCUCUGUUCGAUAUCAUCAGUUGGUUGGGAAUUUCGUGGGAAUGAAGAGAUCUCUGUUCCAUAUCAUCAGUUGGGAAUUUCGUGGGAAUGAAGAGGUCUCUGUUCCAUAUCAUCAGUUGGGAAUUUCGUGGGAAUGAAGAGAUCUUUGUUCCAUAUCAUCAGUUGGGAAUUUCGUGGGAAUGAAGAGAUCUCUGUUCGAUAUCAUCAGUUGGUUGGGAAUUUCGUGGGAAUGAAGAGAUCUUUGUUCCAUAUCAUCAGUUGGGAAUUUCGUGGGAAUGAAGAGGUCUCUGUUCCAUAUCAUCAGUUGGGAAUUUCGUGGGAAUGAAGAGAUCUCUGUUAAAGAAAAGUAAUUAUAAUAGGAUCUGUAACCCUCUGCCUAGAAUAGCAUCCUAGGUACCCAAUUGGAAGAUUCAUGAUAGACAAUAUUCAAGCUGCAGCCAACCUGGUUUAUGCUACUAUCCCAACAAGUUUGGGAGUGUGAUGAAUGGAACUUUCAUGACCACUUCUUGAUAUCAAUUGAUGCUACCAA